AUGACCUCAUCACCGACCCGGCGCAUCCGCCUUGUGCGUCUCGCCCACGUAUACUACUCACAUCGCGACAUUGCGAAAGCUCACCAGUUUCUCAAAGACUUUGGCUUUGAGGAGACUGGCAACUUUAGCAACAAAAUGUAUUAUCGGGGAACCGGCACUGAGCCUUUCGUCUACUGCGCUGUCGAGGGUCCUGAGGAUUCUUUCGGCGGCGCGGCGUUCGUUGUCGAAAGUUUCGAUGAUCUGACUUAUGCAGCGGAUACACUGCCGGAUGCUACCCCAGUCACCAAGAUGCAGAACGAGCCUGGAGGUGGUUAUAGGGUUACGUUCUACGACCCUGUGGACAAGUUUCCAUUUCACCUUGUGUAUGGGCAGAAGGAAGUAGAUCCGCUUCCCAAGUCUCUACCUGAGAGGGUUAUCAACUUUCCAACAACCAAGAAUCGGGCAGGCAAUACGUUUCAGAGAUUCGAGAAGGGCCCUGCGCCUGUCCACAAGAUGGGCCACUUUGGCAUGGUCGUGACCAAUUUUGAAAGGGCUUUUGAUUUCUAUACCUCCAGGUUCAACUUCAAACCUAGCGAUCUUGUUUAUAACGAGAGCGGUCACGAUAUCACAACCUUCUUGCAUCUAGAUCGCGGAAAAGAGCUUGUAGACCAUCACUGUUUCUUCUUCUUCGAGGGGCCAAAGAGUCAUGUCCAUCAUUCAUCUUAUGAGACGCAUGAUUUUGAUACGCAGCUUCUUGGGCAUCAUUGGCUUCGUGAGAGGGGAUAUGAGAACUGUUGGGGAGUAGGGCGUCAUGUUAUGGGAAGCCAGAUUUUUGACUAUUGGUUUGAUACGUCGGGCUUCAUCAUGGAGCAUUACGUUGAUGGCGAUCUGGUCGAUGAUACAUAUCCAACAAACCGACAGAAGGCAUCGCCCGAUAACCUCCAUGUCUGGGGCCCUGAUGUCCCGCCCACUUUCUUAUCCUGA
Messenger RNA from Fusarium redolens, 963 nucleotides. Its product is annotated as Glyoxalase/Bleomycin resistance protein/Dihydroxybiphenyl dioxygenase. The record is from RefSeq and is a predicted model, not a curated record. Gene Ontology annotation, molecular function: methylmalonyl-CoA epimerase activity. Gene Ontology annotation, biological process: L-methylmalonyl-CoA metabolic process. The coding region runs from base 1 to 963 and encodes 320 amino acids. Lineage: Eukaryota; Fungi; Ascomycota; Sordariomycetes; Hypocreales; Nectriaceae. Gene Ontology annotation, cellular component: mitochondrion. The transcript is spliced from 5 exons.